Messenger RNA from Linum trigynum, 1204 nucleotides. Lineage: Eukaryota; Viridiplantae; Streptophyta; Magnoliopsida; Malpighiales; Linaceae. The record is from the annotation of a GenBank genome assembly.
CCACUAUAUAUGUGUAGCUGGUGGAUUGGGUUGGACCAAUUCGAGCUGGGUUACUGGUUGAACCGGUUUGUAUGUAUACAGGUCUAACCGAUUGACUUGGCUUGGGCAUUGGGCUUGACCUUGUCAGCUGGUCUUGACGUUGCUAUGGGCCUAGGCUGGGCCUGAAGUUGACUUGAUUUAACUUGGGUAGGCUUUUGUUUGUAAUUGUAGCGAUUAUUAGAUUGUAAGUUGUAAUAAAUUGUAUCUUUGUAAUUGAUUAUAUGGAUCUUAAUUAAAGAAUUUGCUAAAUUAUUCUUUUCUUUUAUCAUCUCAAUUCAGAUCUAACCUUACUCUUCAAAUUAAAUCCACUCUAUUGAAUUGAUUAACCAUCGCAACAAACCAACAUGACAAAGAAUUGGCCAAGUCCAAUGCAAUCGUGGACAAUAUUGACCUUCUUAGAUUUGCUAUUGCCAAUCUCAAUACAAUCAUAAAUUCUUUUUAAUUUAAAUGACGAUUAAGUACCAAAAUUGUCUACCUCGCGUAAAUUAAAUUAUCCUAGUCAAUCGUGUAUCAACACGGACAAAAUGAGGUGUCUACACCUUCGAUACCAUGACUUGUCAUCGCUACGAGAAAUGCGUGAAGAGAGUUAUCACUUCGCUGCAGAAUGCAACGCCCAGCAAAAUGGGCUUCACUUACACCAGGAUAUUCCCGCAUGGCACCUACGACGACGUUAAAGGUUUCGCCAGUUGUGUGGCCGGGACCGACAUCCAACACUGCCAACACUGUCUUGUUGGUGCCAAGGCGGCGCUGGACGACUGCAAAUCUUACGCCGCUGGCUCUUUCAUCAGCGACGUAUGUACCAUGUCAUAUGCCCAGUUCCUCCCUCGCCACUGACAGUUUAGUACCGCUAUAUAUCUAGGCGGUAGUUGACUUACUCCCUCACUCAACUCUAAGGUCGGAUGGCUUAAUCGCGAUUAACCGAUCUGCUUAACUCAAUAUUGAGGGUUGUCCUAACUUAACCUAGAUUAGGUGGCUAAUUAAAUUGCUAGCACCAAUAUGCACGAACCUAGGGGUGCUAAGCACAAUUAUGCACAAUUCUUAGGUUGCUAAGCACCUAAAUGCACAAACCUAAGGAUUCUAAGCAAACCAAAUGGAAUUUUUUAUUUUAUUUUUUAUUUGCCACAUCAUUCAUUUAACAGUCAACUAAUAGAGUUGACUUCCACAU